Molecule: messenger RNA, 2143 nt
Organism: Notolabrus celidotus (New Zealand spotty)
Lineage: Eukaryota; Metazoa; Chordata; Actinopteri; Labriformes; Labridae
Exons: 9
Coding region: 957-1961 (334 amino acids)
Source: RefSeq, a predicted model, not a curated record
AGCUCGCCCAGACUCUUGCUCUGGACAAAGUGGGUUUACAGGGAAUGAAGCUGUCGAGAACGGCAGCAUCGUAUAAGAUGAUCCAUGGUCUAGGGCGGACGUACUCUGAAAGGACCUUCUCCAACCUCAGGAGAUUUCCCUUUUCUUUAAAUUUGGAUGAAAGCAUGUCAAACAACAACAAAAAGGUCCUCUCCAUGCUCGUCUGCUACUUCCAUGCUGACUUGAGGAAGGUGAUGGUGGAGCAUUUGGGGUCCUUAGAGGUCGUGAAGGUGAACGCUGCCAACCUUGAGAGGUUGCUCUGUGAUUUCUUCAAGCAAAAUAACAUCCCUUGGAAAAAUCUUGUGAGCAUGUUGAUGGACUCAUGUUCCGUCAUGAGGGGCAGCAAGACCGGUCUUGAGACAAGGAUCCACCAGUACUGUCCAACCCUGCUAGACAUUGAUGGAGACUCCUGUCACCAUAUCCACAAUGCAGCAAAGAAGUUUGCAGAGCCCUUUGACCACUACCUGGAGCAGCUGUUCAGUGAUCUCCAAGUAGACCAUCAAUGGUGUCCAGACCAGGUGAUGCACCUCAAGGAGGUAUGUCUCAUGUUAGAUGUCCCCGCCUCUAGCCCUCAAAGGGGCUUUGUACCACAUCGUUGGCUGUCUGCAUAUGAUGCCAGCAUGGCGACCCAUGCCAUGAUGCCAGCAUACAAGGUCCUCUACUUUGGCUACCUCUCCACUGCAGACAAGGAGCUGUACAGAGAGCCCUUGGAACUAAUUUACACAAAGUACAGUGUUAAUCAGGCGGCAAGAGCCAGAAUCAGGACGAUGCAUGAGGAACUCAACCGUAAAGGCAUGACUCCGCAAGGCCGGGAAAGAAAAAAGAGGGUCUGUCAGAAGCUGUGGCAUGAGGAGACAACAACAGUACUAUAACUCAGUAUCUACAAGGGUGUGCUGGCUCUUCUCAAGGAGUAUGUAAUGGUUUUCCAGGGAAGCCAGACCUUAGUUCACAAACUCCAUGACCGACAGCUUGAGCUGUUCCUGGCCUUUCUGGCUUGCUUUAUGAAGAAUGAACACAUUACUCAGCUGUCUCCCAGGGCUCUGGGAGAGAUGGUUCUGGAGGAUGCCAUGUUGCUGCCCUCCAGGGAGGUUUACGUGGGACAGGAGGCUGACACGAUCAGGAGCCAGAAUCCCAAUCAUGCUCUGUUGAUGCCAUUCCUGGCAGAUGUCAGGAAAGCCUACACCAACACUGCAGUAUACCUCCAGAAGAAGCUCCCCUUGGCCAGUCCGACUCAGACGGCCCUGUCUGCUCUGGACCCACUUCUGAGAGGCCACUCACAGGCAACCAUACAGCUGAAGAGGCUGAGUGGUAUGCUGGGGCACCUCUUGCCAGCAGGUCACGACGUCCAUAGAGAGCUCCUGCUGUUCAAUGUUGACCUGAGCAUUCCCAGUUUCAAGGAGGGAGAUAGCAUGGUGGAGUGGUGGGGUACUGUCUUUGACAAGCCAGACAAGUAUCCAACCCUCAGUGCUUUGGUUAAAUGCUGCCUCUCCAUCUUUCAUGGACCAAGAGUGGAGUCCUCUUUUAGUUUGAUGAACAAUGUAAUUGAUCAAAGGAGUGGCAACAUGAAUGUAUCGACAUUUAAUGCAAUCCUGACAGUCAAGUACACCCUACAGUCCAGGAAGAAGACAGCUGUGGAGCUCUUCAGAAGGGAGGAUGCAAAGUUUGGGGAGGUGGACCGAACACUCUGCAAGAACAUCAACUCUGCAGCAGCCACAUACACACACCAGCAGAAGAAGAACCAGAAAGAAAAGCAGCAACAGCAGAGCAAGUAUGGCUCCCAAGCAUCUGGCAGUGCUCAGCAGACCAAAAGGCAGACAGCUGAAGAAGAGAAGAGGGCAAGGCUGAGACAUGUGGCCAAACAGCGAAAGCGGGCCAUGGAGACGCUUGUCCAGGCAAAGAGGAGGAAAAGACAGACUCCAUAGUCCAUGAGCCAGGACCCUAAAUUUAGGCUAUCAGUACCACCUUUUUACCACCAAACCCCUGUGCAUUCCCACCCAUAUUCAUGUUGUUUGUAUAACCUUGAUUAAUUUGAGUACCAAUUUUUUCUUAUAAUAUUUUGAUUUGAGUACUAUCUUAAUUUAUUAUCUUGUUUGGCCACCCUGUA